Messenger RNA from Camellia sinensis, 1880 nucleotides. Its product is annotated as cytochrome P450 93B2. Gene Ontology annotation, molecular function: heme binding; monooxygenase activity; iron ion binding. NCBI's taxonomy places the organism in Eukaryota, Viridiplantae, Streptophyta, Magnoliopsida, Ericales, Theaceae. The record is from RefSeq and is a predicted model, not a curated record.
UUUCCUAGUUUCUAUUUAAAGCAACAUAUAAUUUCUCGAAUGCAUAAUUUCUCUUGAAAUCAAGCCAAGAUGUUUGACUUAAUCUCCAUUGCCACCUUAUUCUUUGUUAUUAUCUCCACCACCAUCCUCCUCCUCUCCAUAAACCACUUCAAAAAACCACCACAUCUCCGCCGCCGUCUCAGCCUCCCACCAACCCCCUUCGCCCUGCCAAUCAUCGGCCACCUCCACCUCCUCGGCCCCAUCAUCCACCGCUCCUUCCAUGACCUCUCCUCCCGCUACGGCCCCUUGUUUCACCUCCGCCUCGGCUCAGUCCCAUGCUUCGUGGUCUCCACUCCAGAGCUCGCAAAAGAGUUCCUCUUGACACAUGAGCUCAAGUUCUCAUCUCGCAGGGAUUCCAUCGCCAUCCAACGCCUCACCUAUGACUCUGCAUUCGCCUUCGCCCCUUACGGUCCCUACUGGAAAUUCCUAAAGAAGCUUUGUACUUGUGAUCUUCUCGGCGCUCGUAGUAUCAAUCAUUUUCUUCCCACACGGACCCGUGAACUACACUGCUUUGUUCGACUUCUCAUCGACAAGGCCGUGGCUUGUGAACCUGUCAACAUCACUAAAGAGCUUUCAACGCUCGCCAACAAUAUCAUCUCUCAAAUGAUGAUUGGUGUAAGGUGUUCGGGGACGACAGGAGAGGCUGAGGAGGCUACAACUCUUGCCCGCGAGGUGACGAAGAUAUUCGGAGAGUUUAAUGUGUCGGAUUUUAUGUGGGUUAUCAGGAACUUUGAUUUGCAGGGGUUUAGGAAGAGAGUUGAGGAUAUAUACACAAGGUAUGAUGCGUUGCUGGAAAGGAUUAUCACAAACAGGGAAGAAGUCAGAGAAAAGAACGUACAAGAAAGAAAAUUGGGUGUUGGAGAAGGUCAUCACGUCAAGGAUUUUCUUGAUCUAUUGCUUGAUGUUUUGGAAGAGGACCAUUCGGAGAUUAACUUCAGUAGAGAUAACAUUAAGGGCUUGAUUUUGGAUUUCUUCACCGCAGGAACAGAUACAUCAUCUAUUGCAAUUGAAUGGGCAUUAGCAGAGCUGAUCAACAAUCCAAGAGUGCUCCAAAAAGCACAAGAGGAGAUUGAUAAUGUGGUUGGGAAACAUCGGUUAGUAAGCGAAUCAGACGGUCCAAAUCUUCCAUACAUCCAAGCCAUCAUAAGGGAAGCACUUCGGCUUCACCCUCCAGUCCCCUUGAUCACAAGAAAAUCAAUAGAGGACUGCAUGAUCCAAGGAUACAACAUCCCAGCCAACUCCAUGCUAUUUGUGAAUGUUUGGUCUCUUGCUAGAAAUCCCAAGUAUUGGGAUAGCCCACUGGACUUCUUGCCUGAGCGAUUCUUAAGGCCCGAAAAGGGUGGCCCAGUGGGCCCAACAGAUGUUAAGGGCCAACAUUUCCAGCUAUUACCCUUUGGUACUGGGAGGAGAGGCUGCCCUGGUACUUCUUUGGCCAUGCAAGAGCUGCCUGCUAUGCUAGCGGCAAUGAUUCAGUGUUUCGAGUGGAAGGUUGUGAAUCAGAGUGGGGAUGUGAUGAACGGUGAUGGAGCGCUUGAUAUGACUGAACAACCCGGGAUGACAGCUCCGAGGGCCCAUGAUCUUGUGUGCAUGCCGAUACCACGAAUCGAUCAACUUUAUGCCCUUCUUGAUCCAUAGUUUAUGCUAAGGCAAGGAUUCUCAGUAGUUAAAAUUUUUGUUCCCAAUAAAUUUCUAAUCGCAUGAUUUUGUCGUCAAUAAAAGUUGUGAAAUACAAUCAUACGAUUAAGAAGGCAAUAUGAAUAAGGGUUAAAGAUUUUGGAAUAGAGGAUCUGUACCUUUGUGCUAUGAUUUGCCCAAUAUUGCUCUCUUUAACCUAUUUUUAG